UUCCUUACUCGGUUACAACAUGGCUGCCUCUAUGAUGUGCACGGCUGGGGUAUCUAGUAUUACCCGAAAACACUGUCAUGUAUUGGGGAUCAUCUGGAGCCCCCUGUUCCGAGGGGCUAAUUAUUCUACAACUUUGUCAGUCCCCACUAACAUUCAGAACCAAGAUGUUAUGAUAAGAGGAAACAGAUCAACCUUCAGUAGAAGACCAAAAAGAGAGCCUGCUGCUCCUAGGACUGACAAGAUGACAGUGGACCAGGACUGGAGUAGUGUGUACCCGACUGCAGCUUCAUUUAAACCCAAUACAGUGCCUCUGCCCAUUCGCAUGGGCUAUCCUGUCAAGAGGGGAGUGCCACCAGAGAAGAAAGGGAACCUGGAGCUAAUAAAGAUUCCAAAUUUCUUGCACCUCACACCAGCAGCAAUUAAGAAGCAGUGUGCAGCACUAAGUGUGUUCUGCACUAAGUGGCCAGAGACACUAGACAGUGAUGCAAAGUGUGAGCAGCACUUCCCCAUCCAAGUGAAGAUGACAGACUUCGUGUCUGCAGGACCCUCUGUGAGAAAUCCAAAGGCAAGAGUCACUACCCUCACUGUAAAAAUCUCCAGUUUGAACUUGGAUGAUCAUGGAAGAAAGAAGCUGAUUAAACUUGCAGGAGAGAGGUACAACAAGGAGACAGAUAUGCUUACCAUCACAGCAGACAGGUGCCCACUGAGGAGGCAGAAUUACGAUCAUGCAAUGUAUCUCCUUACUGUAUUAUAUCACGAAUCGUCGAAACACGAGCCCUGGGAGAAGGAGAAGACCGAGGCGGACAUGGAGGAGUAUCUAUGGGAGAGCAGCCCCUCUGAGAGAAAUGCAUUGGAGACACUGCUCCGCAUGAAGGGGUCUGAGGAGGGCUCGGCUCCAACCAGAGAGGAGCUGCUGAGCUCCAGCCCUGUGCAGGAAUACAGAAACUCUGUUACCAACUUGAAGAAUGCAGGGGAGAGCAAAACCACCCUCCUCCAGUACAAGGAGUCCGUCAAGAACCUGCUCAACUUGUAAUCUGCCGCACAGAAAGGACUACUUCUUGGCUAAAAAAGCAAAAUAAUGUUUGUACGCAUUUCUCAUGCAUAAUAAAGUAACUAGAAACAAA
This is a messenger RNA of Polyodon spathula (Mississippi paddlefish), 1124 nucleotides long. Its product is annotated as 28S ribosomal protein S35, mitochondrial-like. Gene Ontology annotation, cellular component: mitochondrial small ribosomal subunit. Gene Ontology annotation, molecular function: structural constituent of ribosome. NCBI's taxonomy places the organism in Eukaryota, Metazoa, Chordata, Actinopteri, Acipenseriformes, Polyodontidae. The transcript is spliced from 8 exons. Gene Ontology annotation, biological process: mitochondrial translation. The coding region runs from base 20 to 1033 and encodes 337 amino acids. The record is from RefSeq and is a predicted model, not a curated record.